Argiope bruennichi is the source of this 7616-nucleotide messenger RNA. It is a transcript of the gene sno, whose product is annotated as protein strawberry notch homolog 1-like. Bases 407 to 4219 code for a protein of 1270 amino acids. Gene Ontology annotation, biological process: regulation of DNA-templated transcription. NCBI's taxonomy places the organism in Eukaryota, Metazoa, Arthropoda, Arachnida, Araneae, Araneidae. Gene Ontology annotation, molecular function: chromatin DNA binding; histone binding. The record is from RefSeq and is a predicted model, not a curated record. The transcript has 2 exons. Gene Ontology annotation, cellular component: nucleus.
CCCUCUAUAACAAUAUUGUCUGUACACCUCAUGUAAUUGGGAAACAAAGUAAGAAUACCUGAUGAUUGAAAAUUAUAUCGCUAUGUUCAUUAAUAGGAUUUUUUGUGAAAUGUCUGAAAUGAUACUAACAACAAAAAGUCUUGAAAAGAGUUAAAAACGCAGUAAAACUCUCUGCCAGCCACCAGACAUGCCGUUCCAUCGGAAAGGAAGAUAUCGGUGACGUCACGAAGUCCUAGCCAAUCCGAAUUCACUAACCGCUUCCUUCCACCCUUUUUUCAACUUUGCAUUGCCUGUCUCAAAAAGAUAUUCUACCCUCACACAUGCGUUACGACAGAAGGCGAAGCAAUAUCACCUAAAUUUAACAACUGAAAGUUUGAUCAUCUUUUGGACCAAAACAUAAAUAGCAAUGGAUAAGGAAAAAGGAAAAGAUUCCCCUGACCUUCUGUCAGCAGCAUUGGAUGAAUCUGGCAUCACCCCUGAAAAUGAUCCAGCAGCCUUAAAUGACAAGGACUUCAUGAGAAACUUCCAAGAAAUGCCCAAAACUCAGCAGACAGAAAAUUACAUGCAAAUGGCCCAUAAUGUUUGGAACCCUGCUGCCUUUGGCUUUAAUCCUGCUAUGAUGGAAUAUGCAUCUAAAUUUCCUUUUAUGGACAAGAAUUUUGCUAGCAUGAUGCGACCAGAGAUGUUUGCCAAUCCAGCUUUUAUGCAAAUGGCUUUGCAAAAUCAGAUGAUGAAUGGUUUUGCGGGAUACCCAUACAACAUGCAAAACAAAGAUUUUAAUCCUUAUUAUAUGAAUGGCGAAGCUGCCUAUCGAUCCAUGAUGAUGAGUGCCGCUCCACAAAGGGCAGAACCUGAAGAAGAAGCGGAGGAUGAAGAGGAAUUGCUUCGGGCUGAGACCUAUGCUGAUUACAUGCCAUCAAAAUUAAAAAUUGGUAUAAGGCACCCUGAUCCUGUUGUUGAAACGAGUUCUUUAUCUAGUGUUCAGCCACCUGAGGUUUGGUAUAAGUUAAGCAUUCCAGAAGAAACAAUUGAUAGAGGAUCACUUUCAGCUUUGCAGUUGGAAGCUAUCACAUAUGCAUGCCAGCAGCACGAGACUAUUCUCCCGGAUGGCACGCGAGCUGGCUUUUUGAUUGGAGAUGGAGCUGGUGUUGGAAAGGGUCGUACCCUUGCAGGAAUUAUUUAUGAAAAUUAUCUGCUUGGUCGUAAAAGAGCGAUUUGGCUUAGUGUUUCUAAUGAUUUAAAAUAUGAUGCUGAAAGAGAUCUGAAAGAUAUAGGUGCUGGUAAAAUUGAAGUGCAUGCUUUGAAUAAAUUCAAGUAUGCAAAAAUCUCUUCGAAAAUAAAUGGUAGUGUCAGAAAAGGAGUAAUAUUUGCUACAUAUUCUUCUUUAAUCGGGGAGAGCCAGUCUGGAGGGAAGUACAAAACUCGGUUGAAGCAGCUUUUACAUUGGUGUGGAGAUGAUUUUGAUGGCUGUAUUGUUUUUGAUGAAUGCCAUAAAGCUAAGAAUCUCUGCCCAGCUGGUUCCAGUAAGCCUACUAAAACUGGUUUGACUGUUUUAGAUUUGCAGAAUAAGUUACCUAAAGCUAGGAUAGUUUAUGCUAGUGCUACUGGUGCUUCAGAACCUAAAAAUAUGGCAUAUAUGACUAGGUUGGGAUUAUGGGGAGAAGGAACUCCUUUCAAAGAAUUUACUGACUUCAUAUCAGUUGUUGAGAAGAGAGGUGUUGGAGCUAUGGAACUUGUUGCUAUGGAUAUGAAAUUGAGAGGAUUGUACAUGGCUCGGCAGCUAAGCUUUUCAGGAGUUACUUUCAAAAUUGAAGAAAUCCCUUUAUCAGAACAUUUUAAAGACAUGUAUAAUGAGUCAGUAAGCUUAUGGGUUGAAGCUCGAGCAAAAUUUGCUGAAGCAGCUGAAUUGAUGGAAGGUGAUCCCCGAACAAAGAAAACGAUGUGGUGUCAGUUUUGGGCUUCACAUCAGCGAUUUUUCAAAUAUUUAUGUAUUGCUUCAAAGGUCCCACAAGUUGAGAAACUUACUAGAGAAGCGUUAAAAAAUGGCAAAUGUGUUGUAAUUGGCUUGCAGUCUACUGGUGAAGCACGUACUUUAGAACAGCUUGAGGAAUCUGGAGGUGAAUUGACAGAUUUUGUUUCAACUGCUAAAGGUGUUUUCCAAUCUUUAGUUGAAAAACAAUUUCCUGCCCCAGACCACAAAAAAACAAUGAGACUCUUAGGACUUGAUCUGCUACCAGUCGGCAAUAAUUCAGCUGGAGCAUCCACAUCUUCUGGAGGAAAACGUAAACCUUUAAGAAGAGCACGGCAAGGUGUUAAACGCUAUAGAGAAUACAAACUUUCGGAUGAAAGUAGCUCAGAAGAGUAUAUUCAUAGUGGUGGGAGUGACUUUGAACCAUCAGGUGAUGAAUCACCUGUUGGUGAAAAUGAUGAUUUAAUGUCACCUUCAGGAUCAGAUUCAGAAAGAGAAAGUGACUUCAAUCCAUUUGAUGAUGAGUCUGAUAGCAAUGGGCCUUGGACAAAUCGAAAAAAGAGCAAGAAAGGUAAAAAACGUAAGAGCAAAAGUAACCAUGGUUUCAAAAAGCAGAAACAACCACCAAAACCUCUUCCCAAUAUUGAUGCAGUUGAGAAGGCAUCUGCAAUGAAAGCAGAAUUGUUGGAAAAAAUUGAAAUAUUAGGCGAUUCUUUGCCUCCUAAUACGCUUGAUCAGCUGAUAGACAGCUUGGGUGGUCCUGAAAAUGUGGCUGAAAUGACUGGAAGGAAAGGCAGGGUUGUUAGUAAUGAUGGUAAUAUACAAUACGAGUCAAGAUCUGAAGCUGAUGCACCUUUAGAGACUUUAAAUAUGGUAGAAAAACAGCGAUUCAUGGACGGGGAAAAACAUAUUGCUAUUAUUUCCGAGGCAGCAAGUUCUGGUAUAUCUUUACAGUCCGACAGAAGAGUAAAAAAUCAAGCUAGGCGAGUCCACAUGACUCUUGAAUUACCCUGGAGUGCUGACAAAGCUAUACAACAGUUUGGAAGAACACAUCGAUCAAAUCAAGUUAAUGCACCAGAAUACUUAUUUUUGAUUUCUGAUCUAGCUGGUGAGAGGCGUUUUGCAUCCAUUGUUGCCAAACGUCUGGAAAGUUUAGGAGCUCUCACUCAUGGUGAUAGAAGAGCUACUGAAAGCAGAGAUCUAAGUCAAUUCAAUAUUGACACCAAAUAUGGACGAACUGCCCUAGAAGCAACAAUGCGGGCUGUUAUGGAAUAUGAUAUUCCUCUUGUUCCUCCUCCUUCUGAUUACAGGGGAGACUUCUUUGCCGAUGUUCGCCGAGCUUUGAUUGGUGUAGCCCUUAUAAAUGAAAAUCCUCAUAGUGGGUAUCAUAUGUUGGAUAAAGACUAUAAUAAUAUGGCUAAGUUUAUGAACAGGAUACUUGGACUUCCAGUUGAACUUCAAAACAGACUCUUCCAAUAUUUCACAGAUACAUUAGAGGCUGUUAUAUCACAAGCCAAGAAGGCUGGCAGAUAUGAUUUAGGCAUUCUUGAUUUGGGCAGUGGCGGUGAUCUGGUCAAGAGAGUAAAAGUAGAUUCUUUCCAUCAGAAGCAUGCUACAGGUAUAGCUAAAACUGAAUUGCAUACUGUUCUUGUUGAACGUGGUCUUAGUUGGGAAGGUGCUUUAGAGAAAUGGGCUGAAUGCAAUGAUAAAGAUGAAGGAUUUUACCUUUCCUCUCAAGCAAGGAAUAGCAGAAAAACUGCUAUUUUGGCUGUUGCCGAUAGUGGUAAGAGUAAAAGUGAUAAAGGUAAGCUGUUUAGAGUAUACCGACCUAACACUGGUCUGCAAGCAAAACAAGAAACUCUUGAAGAGUUAAAAUCAAAAUAUCACAAAUCCACUAAAAAAGAGGUAGAGGAACAUUGGAAAGAAAAUUACGAAGCAUCCGAGAACCUUUGCAGUCACAUGUACUGGUAUGGACAGUGUCGGCGAAAAACAAUGGGUGGAAGCUGCGAGGUUGGUCUUAGACAAAGAAAAUAUUAUGUCCUAAGUGGAGCUGUAUUGUCAGUAUGGACAAAAAUUGAGAGUAUCAUGUCUGCUCAUCAUGGCAACCAUAAUGCUAAAUUACAAGUAGUUCGAUUGAAAUUUGAGGAAUCGUCGAGAGUUGUUGGCUGUCUUAUUCCUGCAAAUGUUGUGGACGUUCUAAAGAAAGUGCUGGCAGAAGAUGCUACUGAAACUGAGGAGAAAGAAUUCUAGUGUUUUAAAGUCUUUCUGUGCUGAGUUACUAUUGUGAUAUUGGUGGAAAAUAACUGUUGAGCACAAACUGUUUUGAGUGUCUAAUUGGAGAGGACACUUAAUUUAACUGCUGCACUGGUUUUCACAUUAAUUGUUAAGCCAGCAUUGUUUUUACUCUGUAUCAAAUUUCAUUUUAUUGGCUUCACGUGAUUGAAUGAAAUUCAUAAUUGACAUACCAAAAGCAUUCUUUAAAUCAUUAAAGACAUAACUAAAUCAUGUAAUAUUAAAAUAAAAUCUUUCUUCAUACAUUUGUUUCAACAUUAAAAAUGGCCUCAAAUCUUAAUUUUUUUUUUUUUAAAGUAUUGAUUUUUCUUCUCAUAGCCUGUUCUUUCCUAAAAGAUUUGAUGACCUGAAAUAUCAAUCAAAUGUUGAAUUUAUCUAGUUAGACUAAAUCUUAAAUAAGAAAAUGACAUUCCUUUUUAAUUUAACUAUAGGAAGAAUAGAAAGUUCAGAAGGUAAAAAUGAAAUACUCUAGGCUGAGUAUAGGAUGCUUUUCUUGUUUAUACUUGCUGAAUAUUGAAUUGGAUAACUUUAUUGGCACCACCCCCCCCCUUAUUUAAAAAAAAAAAAAAAAUCAUUAUGCAAUUUCCUCUGUACUCAAUUUUUGAAUGUUAUUCACUAAGAAUAAAUUUGAGAAAAUAUUUCAAACAAGGUAUUAGUUAACAUUCAUAUGUGAAUGGAUGGCGCCAUUUCAUAAAUGUUGGUGAAUUUUUUGCUUUUAAGCUUGUGGAAUUAUUGAAAUGUGGGAAGUAAUAAUGUGAAUAAAAUUUCUAAAUUUCCUUUCCUUUCUUUGAGAUAAUUCAAUGUAUUAUACUAGAAACAUGCAUUAAGAUCUACAAGUUGAUUACAUUACCAUUAUAUAAAUUACUGCUGCCAUAAAACUGAUGUUAGUAAUGGCAACAGUGAAGAAGCAUUUGUAAAGAAAUAAUUUUGUAUCAUAUUAAUGAUAAUUGGUUUAAUUUCAAAUUUAUUUAAUGUAUGGCAAAUUAGAUGUUGUGUUACCUAGUAGACUGCACAAGUUUUUUGCAAGGAAAUAACAAUCCUUGUAUAUUUUAAUAAACGCUUAUAAAUUUUGAGGCCAUUUAUUAGUAUUAAGUUUGUUUUAUUUUGUCUUUUGAAUAACUUAGGAAUAGUUGUCACCCUAUUUUUAGUGGGAGGGAAACUUUUAAAUGUUUUCUGUAUGGUAUUUUGUAUGGUAACAAACAAAAUCAGUUUUAUUUCACGAUUUGGUCAUUUUCAAAAUUCAUUUUAAAUCUUUUGAGUCAUUUAUGGUUAAUAAAAAUUGGACUUUUUCAUAAUUUAAGUUGCUAUUCUGUCAAAUUGCUUUUUGUUUUGCUAUUUAUCGAAAUUUUUUGAAAUGGAAUCGGUAAUUAUCAAUUUCUUUUAUGUUUACAUCAGUUUAUUGAAAUCUUUAUAUGCAUUUAAAGACCAACCUUGCAACUGCUGAUAUAAGCAGUCAUUGUGUAUGAAUAUAUGUAUAAAACUGCUUGAGCUGAGGAUGUUAUUCGUCAUUUAUCCCUCCACCCCAGUUAAUGUCGGUUCUGUAUAUAAACCUAUGUUCAAAAUCUGAAUUACAGUUAAAUAUUCCACCAUUUAAUUUAAAAUGAUACACAUUAUCCCUAAUCUUAUGCUCUCCUAUUAGGAUUAGGUGCUGUGCCAAAAAUUUUGCUUUUAUUUUAUUAAUUAGACAUGUUAAAUUCUUGAAUCCCUUUUUGUAUUUUUAACAGCCAUGUGAAAAAAUACAUCCUAGAAAUAAUAUGGAAAUGCAUUUUUUAAGUUCAUUAAAUGGUCUACAAAUUUUUAAAGUAAAUUUGCAAAGAAGAAUGUUAUUUCUGUGUUUUUUAAUAGAUUGAAUAGUCUCUAUGCAAGUACAAAUAAUUUCUAUAUGAUAAAAAAAUAAAUAAAAUCUAGCAAUUAUUUUUUAAAAUAAGUCUUGGAGCAUAAAAUGCUUAGAAACCUGGAUUUAAUAUAAAAUUUUUGUAAUAAACGAUACUAACUUUCUAUGAUACUUAUUUUAUUUGAAGUUAGAAUUUUUUUAAAUGUUGUUUUAAUAAUUUAUUGGUUAUGUAUUAUAUUGGGAAUAAAUUUAUGUGCAUAAAUUUUAAAAUUGCUUUAAAUAUUAAUCAAGCAAAUAGAAUAUCAAAUUUGUUAAAUGCUGUUUGCUUUAAUUUUAUAUGUUAAAAACUUUUUUUGGUUGUUGCAUCACAUUAAACUUUUUAAAUUAAAUUUAAAACUUUUGAUUUGAUAUAUAUAAAAAAUUGUUUUAUGAUUUUUGUAAUAUUACUCGAAAAUUACCAUUCAAAUGUUUGCACUAAAAUACUUCAUAGCUUCCAAGAAAUAUGUCGUCCGAUUGUUAAAAAAAGUUAAUGUUAAUUUUUUUUUAGUUACCAAAGCUUUAUUUUUUAAAAUCUAAUUUAUUCUAACAUAAAUUUAACAAAUUGAGAUGAGAAGCAUUUUGUAAAUUUUGUUCCAUCAUAUAGCAUUUUAAAUUAUUCGGGGGUAGUAUGCUUUUCUGUGUAUGUAAAAUUUUCAUUUUGUAUAUUUUUAAGUAACAUUUUAAAACACCAUAUUUGCAUUUUAUAUUCUUUCAUCUUGUUCUUUGUCAUUAUAAUAUUUUCUGGUGGAUAACUUGUUUUCCUUUUAAACCCUUCAAUAUGCAGUUAAAAAUUGAUGUAGUAAAAGUUUUAAAGGAGCAUUAUUAAAUAGUUUGGAAUUAAGGAACUAUUUAUUUUUCUCUUUAGCCUUGUAAUUACUGGUUACUUUAAAAAAAAUCUAAAAGUCUGUUAUUAUGAAUUAUGUUUAAAUUUGAUCAUUUUAUUGAUUUAAGGAAAUGUUAUUAAAACCCUUGAUUAUAUUCUUAGGUUAGGCCUGUACUAAGCUAUUUCAGUAAAUUAUGAAUUUAAGAAUCUUCUGUUUAGUUAAAUUUCUAAUAUAUAUAAAACACAUUUGCAUGAAAUUUAAUCCAUAUAAAUUAAUUUCAGCACUAUUUAUUAUUUUUAUUUAUAAAAUACUUAUUAUAUUUAUAGAACUUUGUAUUACAUUUAUAGAAGAAAGUUAACAAAUAUUACUUCAUUAUUCUUUGAUUUAAGAAAAGUCUUUUGCUCUUGCAUUUCAUUAAAAAUACAACAUCUUAUUUUGACAAUUCUUGAUGUCUGAAAUAGCUUAGUUGAUGAUCUUGCCACAUUUAUUACUUUUUAAUUUUGUGAUGUUUUGUGCUGCUGCUUAUUUAUUUCAUUUAAAGCUUGAUUUAAGAUUUUCUCUCAACUGUUAUCAACUGGAAAAUAUGGAAAUGUAGAAUGUCUGCAAUUGCAUUAUAUGCAAAGUGUAAAUAAAUUUCUGUGUAACUUUUUAUUUUAAA